AGAACAGACACCUGUAAGAGUCGGGAGACGGGGUGAGACGGGGCUGCGAAGGCCGGGCGAUGGGGAGCGGAGCCGAGAGGGAACGGGAGCGGUGGGAGGGCCGCGGCAGGCGGAGCGAAGGAGGGGCCAGGCCGUGCCGGGAGCUGCCGGAGGGAUCCUGCGGUGCCCGAGAGCGGAGCGCCGAAGGGGCGAGGAGGCGGCUGCCGGCCGGGGGCAGCGAGGAAGCGGGAGGGGCAAACCAGGGCGCCGCUCAGCGGACCGUCCCGGCGGCGAUCGGCGCACGGCCGGGGCUCCUCGGAACGCAGCGCCAUGUGAGCGGGAGCUCCGUCCGAGCCGCGACGAGCCGCGCCGGAGGUUUGGCGGCGUCCAGCGCUGCUCCGGGCAGCAUGACCGAGGUGAAGGCCAAGGAGACCCGAGCACCUUCGUCUGCCCGAGACGGGGCGGUGCUGCUGCAGGCUCCCCCCAGUCGCGGGGAAACGGAGGGCAUCGACGUCGCCCUGGACGGGCUGCUAUACCCCAGAAGCAGCGACGAGGAGGAAGAGGACGAGGAGGAGGAGGAAGAGCCGCAGCAGAGGGAGGAGGAGGAGGACCAGCAGGAUCGGGACUGCCCCUCGUACCGGGAGGGCAGCGGCGCGCUCCCCAAGGACUGUCUGGACAGCGUCCUGGACACCUUCCUGGCUCCCGCGGCUCAUGCCACGCCCUGGUCCCUGUUCGGGCCGGAGGUGCAAGAGGUGCCCGUCGCCACGAUGAGCCGCGGUCCCGAGCAGAAGGCUGUGGACGCCGUCCCGGCGGCUCCCGGCCCCUCGCAGCCGCGACCCGGGGCUCCGCUGUGGCCGGGCGCCGACCCCCUGAGCGUCGCCGUGAAAGCGCGUCCGGGAGCCGAGGGUCCCAGCGAGGGCAGAGCCCCCGGACUGCCCGGCGCCGAGGAGCGCGGCUUCCCGGAGCGAGACGCGGGGCCCGGAGAAGGCGGCCUGGCGCCCGCCGCGACCGCUUCCCCGGCGGCCGUGGAGCCGGGCGCGGGGCAGGACUACCUGCACGUGCCCAUCCUGCCGCUCAACUCUGCCUUCCUGGCCUCGCGCACGCGGCAGCUGCUGGACGUGGAGGCGGCGUACGAGGGCAGCGUCUUCGGACCGCGCUCCUCGCCCUCCGCCCACGCCGCGGACUUGGCGGAGUACGGCUACCCGCCGCCCGACGGCAAGGAGGGUCCCUUCGCUUACGGCGACUUCCAGAGCGCGCUGAAGAUCAAGGAGGAGGGCGUCGGUCUGCCCGCCGCCCCCCCUUCGUUCCUGGGCGCCAAGGUCGCCCCCGCCGACUUCGCGCAGCCUCCGCGUGCCGGCCAGGAGCCCUCGUUGGAGUGCGUCCUCUACAAGGCCGAGCCGCCCCUCCUGCCCGGCGCGUACGGACCGCCGGCGGCCCCCGACAGCCUGCCGUCCACCUCGGCCGCGCCGCCCGGUCUCUACUCGCCGCUCGGGCUCAACGGGCACCACCAAGCGCUGGGUUUCCCCGCGGCCGUGCUGAAGGAGGGCCUGCCCCAGCUGUGCCCGCCCUACCUGGGCUACGUGCGGCCAGAUACAGAAACCAGCCAAAGCUCCCAGUACAGCUUUGAAUCACUACCCCAGAAGAUUUGUCUCAUCUGUGGCGAUGAGGCUUCUGGUUGCCACUACGGAGUGCUCACCUGUGGAAGCUGUAAAGUCUUCUUUAAAAGGGCAAUGGAAGGGCAGCACAACUAUUUAUGUGCUGGAAGAAAUGACUGCAUAGUUGAUAAAAUCCGUAGGAAGAAUUGUCCAGCGUGUCGCUUGAGGAAGUGCUGUCAAGCUGGAAUGGUCCUGGGAGGUCGAAAAUUUAAAAAGCUUAACAAAAUUAAGGUUGUGAGGACAUUAGAUGUUGCACUCCAGCAGCCAGCAGCCCUUCAGGAUGAAAGCCAAUCUCUAACGCAAAGGCUGUCCUUUUCUCCAAAUCAAGAAAUACAGUUUGUUCCCCCAGUGAUAAGUGUUCUGCGAGGCAUUGAGCCUGAAGUUGUCUAUGCUGGUUAUGACAAUACGAAACCUGAAACACCAAGUUCCUUGCUGACCAGUCUAAAUCAUCUUUGUGAGAGGCAACUUCUUUGUGUAGUCAAGUGGUCAAAAUUGCUACCAGGAUUUCGGAAUUUACAUAUUGAUGACCAGAUAACUCUCAUCCAGUAUUCCUGGAUGAGUCUAAUGGUUUUUGCAAUGGGAUGGAGAUCAUACAAACAUGUCAGUGGUCAGAUGUUAUAUUUUGCACCAGAUCUGAUUCUGAAUGAACAGAGGAUGAAGGAAUCAUCGUUCUAUUCGCUGUGUCUCUCCAUGUGGCAGCUCCCACAGGAGUUUGUCAGACUCCAAGUUAGCCAAGAAGAGUUUCUAUGUAUGAAAGCACUACUGCUUCUCAAUACAAUUCCUUUGGAAGGCCUAAGAAGUCAAAGCCAAUUUGAUGAGAUGAGAACGAGUUACAUUAGAGAACUGGUGAAGGCCAUUGGCUUGCGCCAGAAAGGUGUUGUGGCCAAUUCCCAGCGUUUCUAUCAGCUUACAAAACUGAUGGAUUCCAUGCAUGAUCUAGUGAAACAGCUCCAUCUCUUCUGUCUGAACACAUUUCUCCAAUCCCGUGCACUGAGCGUUGAAUUCCCCGAGAUGAUGUCAGAGGUGAUUGCUGCACAGCUGCCCAAGAUUCUGGCAGGGAUGGUGAAGCCUCUUCUCUUUCACAAGAAAUGAAAUGUCUUUUCUCUUAUCAUAGGGAUGAUUUCUGGGUUGUUUUUUGUUUGUUUAUUUUGGUCAAGAUUUUGCAAUGUCAGGACUUCAGUGUAUUUGUCAUACCCUGCCUACUGCUUUGUCCUUGUAACAUACACAAGCCAUGUAAGCUUGAUGUACAUAUUGUGAGUUCCUGAUUCCUUAACUGCAAAAAUCACAACAGUCAGAAGAAAUGUUUUGUAAACUUGGGUAGAUUGCUUUUUAGAUAUGCGUAAGAAUGACAAUGAAUAGAGUUUUCAGAUUUCUAAGAACAGUUAUCUUAUACAUUUUUCUUACAUAUUGCACACUCUCAAAUUUCUGAUAUGUCAUGGUGAAAACUUUUUAAUACAUUGUGUGCAUGUGUACACGUGGGCAUGCUCAUGGUCCUAAAGUUUUUGAGGGAAUUAAAAUGUAUGUUGCCCACACUUUCUCAUGGAUAUUUGACUUUUUAUUUACUAAUCUGCUUCACAGAAAUAUCCUUUCAAAGUCAGCUGUUCAAGUUUAAGUAGAUAUCUCUGCAAUACCUUCAUGAGUAACUAAAGCGCUCUCUGCAAAAUGUGUGAAUAUGGAUUCAUGUUCUUCUGUGCUCCUGCUGUAUUGAAAUUCUGAUAGCAGUGUGCUUCUUUCUGCAUCAUUCAGUGCAGUUCUCCUUCAGAAGUCCGAAAGCAGAGGAGAAUUUCAGUAUAUAUUACACCAGAAGUAAGAUGUAUGUAAAUCCACACAGCUUCAGUUUGUGUUAUUUUCCUUUAAAGUUCGGCACUUAGUAAAGCCAAAACACAUUGUUGUGAUCUUAAAUUUAGUGACUUAAAAAUUAUGUAUUUCAGAAGUUUUAAAUAGAAAUAUUUCCCCUGACUACCACUCUCAACAAUCUUGAUGGUUUGAAUUUCUCUUUUUACUUAACCAAACACUACCAUCAAAUUUUAGAGAGGUUAGAAACAAAAAGAAGUGGAAAAUAUGACAACAGAUGUUUUGAUACACAUAACAUUCAUCUUAAUACCCCGUUUAGUGAAGCUACAUAUUUUAUACUUUAAAGGCAUGCUGUUUUAGUUGGAGUAACUGUAUGAGGAGUUGGGCUGAACUAGCAUUAUACAUUCAAGAAGAAUGCCAUGGUUUUCCUGGAAAUGAAAUAUUUGACUAAAAAUGAUAGUGCAAUGGUUGUUGUUCCUUUUGUAUGGACAUGAAGCUACUCAUAUUUGAGGCAGUAAACUGCUGAUAUAUUCAGACAAACAGAGAUGGAUAAGCCCAAGAAGAAUUUGGAUGAUUAAAAUCUGAUGAAUUUUUGCCAUCACUAAAAAUGAUACCCAGCUUCUCUAGCAUUAAUCAAUGUAGGAAACUGCAAGUCUUGGAUAACUGCUGGCCAUAUGCUAUUGCUUUUCCCCAUUAGACACUGGAUGCAUCCAUUGUGGUAGCAUUUUGCUUAUGGUAUGUAACAUGAGAUGUAUGGACUUGUCUUUGUCAGGUAAGCUAAGGCCCACCAAGAGGAAGCUACAUAACAGAUAGGAAUAGAAGUACCCUGCAUAGUACAAAACCCACUGGACUUGUGGCAAAGAAGUAACUCAAGGAAAAAUGGUCUAAGCAGACUUCUGUGUUUGUUUACUAGGUUUGUAACUUUUAACUGCCCCUAAACAAGCUAUUUCUUACUUAUUUAAUAUAGUCUGACUUUCAACUGUCAUCCUUAAAGCAAUUGUGUUUUAAUAAAUAACACAAAAUUCUGUUUCUA
Messenger RNA from Phasianus colchicus (ring-necked pheasant), 4461 nucleotides. RefSeq names its product progesterone receptor (gene PGR). Lineage: Eukaryota; Metazoa; Chordata; Aves; Galliformes; Phasianidae. Gene Ontology annotation, cellular component: nucleus. Gene Ontology annotation, molecular function: nuclear steroid receptor activity; sequence-specific DNA binding; zinc ion binding. Gene Ontology annotation, biological process: regulation of DNA-templated transcription; steroid hormone receptor signaling pathway. The record is from RefSeq and is a predicted model, not a curated record.